Phycomyces blakesleeanus NRRL 1555(-) is the source of this 1611-nucleotide messenger RNA. RefSeq lists its product as hypothetical. The record is from RefSeq and is a predicted model, not a curated record. Gene Ontology annotation, biological process: ribosomal small subunit assembly. Gene Ontology annotation, molecular function: ribosomal small subunit binding; GTP binding; rRNA binding. The coding region runs from base 1 to 1611 and encodes 536 amino acids. Lineage: Eukaryota; Fungi; Mucoromycota; Mucoromycetes; Mucorales; Phycomycetaceae. The transcript is spliced from 8 exons.
AUGACUCGAGCAAAACACGAAGCAGGUGUUCCUUUGGAACUUAUCAAACCCAAAAAAGGGGCACGAACUUCUACGGCCAGACGAGAACAGUUACGAUCUCAAAAUGUUCCUGAAGGAAUCCUUAAGAAAAGCGAAAAUACCUGGAAGACUAAUGGCUUAGCCGCACACAGCACAUAUGACGAAAACAAACGUACCAAUUGGGAUCGAGAAGAUAAAAUCAACUCAUUUAAUGACAUUGACUUUGUCAACAACCGACAUCGUACAUCCAACAACAGUAGAACCCACAGUAGUCAAGGCAACAGAUACGAUGACGAUCAGGCAGGAUUCCAAAGAGGCAGCUAUCGACAAAACUUUAAUGAUAACGAUCACCAGAAUAAUCGAGACUACUAUGGAAGUACCCGGGAAAGAAGAUACAACAACAACAACCGUCGAACAGAAAGUUGGGAUGAUGGCUAUGAUAGUAGACACGGCUCCGAGAGUCAGGGUAGAAAUGAAUAUUCUCGAAAAGAGAAUCCUGACCGAAACGUAUACAGGGAUCUAGAUCUCAAGGCACGCAAAGAGUACAGCACUGUAGAAGAAGGGAGAAUAAAAGAGAAUAGAACCUCGACUGACAGAAUCAAACGAGAGAGAAAUACAAAAGAAGCAGGUGGAUAUAUCCCCAGUGUUUUAAAUUCGAUGAAGACAAGAGAACCAGCAGGCCUUUCUCAACGUCUUAUAAAAAUUGUCCAAAACGUAACACAACCAGAGAAUCCUCACAGUGUAAAGGUUGCAGUUAUUGGUGAAGCGAACGCAGGAAAAUCGACCCUUAUCAACAAAAUUGUAGGAGAACAGGUCACAGUUGUCUCAUCCAAAGCACAUACCACACGAGAGAGAAUCUUGGCAGUCCUCUCUCAAGACAAUUACCAAGUCGUCUUCUUAGAUACACCUGGUAUUGUUCCCGAUAAUAGUGGCAUCAAGAUGAAUAGAACGCUCUUGACAUCUGCAUGGCGAUCUUUGGAUGAAGCAGAUCAUGUUGUCAUUUUGGUUGAUUCCAGAAAGGCAUUGAUGCCUGAAGCUAGAUUAGCAGAAGAAUCUAUCAUUGCUCAGCUCAAAAAAUAUUCUAUUCCUGCCACUCUUGUAUUCAACAAGAUGGAUUUGUUGGACAGUGAUGACACUAUUCUGGAGGAAGUUACGGCACGAUACAAAGAAGGCUAUUGUCAUAUCAAGCAAACACUUUAUGUUUCUGCACUGAAAGAAUCUGGUCUUACCAAACUCAAGGAUUCUCUCUUUUCGGUCUCCCAACCAAAAGAGUGGGCUUAUCCCAAAGAACUCAAGUCCGAGAUGUCUGAUCUCAAACGAGUAGAGGAAUUGAUUCGUGUAGAAUUCUUUAAGCGCCUGCACCAAUAUAUUCCUUACAUGCUCAAACAGGAAAAUGUAGGCUGGACAGAGACAGAAAAGGGCAUUCGAAUCGACCAAACCGUCUACGUGGAGCGUGACAGUCAGCAGAAGAUUGUUGUUGGCGCCAAGGGCGCGGUCAUUGAUCAGGUUGUUCAGGAAGCACGGACUCAAAUCAGCUUAGCGCUCAACCGACCUGUUCAAUUAUAUAUUCAAGUCAGAACAAAAAAACACUAG